Molecule: messenger RNA, 8659 nt
Organism: Dromaius novaehollandiae (emu)
Lineage: Eukaryota; Metazoa; Chordata; Aves; Casuariiformes; Dromaiidae
Gene: RIMS3
Product: regulating synaptic membrane exocytosis 3
Exons: 6
Coding region: 48-977 (309 amino acids)
Biological process (GO): calcium ion-regulated exocytosis of neurotransmitter; regulation of synaptic plasticity; regulation of membrane potential
Cellular component (GO): cytoskeleton of presynaptic active zone; presynaptic membrane
Molecular function (GO): small GTPase binding; transmembrane transporter binding
Source: RefSeq, a predicted model, not a curated record
GAUCGCGGGCAGCGGCGCCCGGGGCGGCGCGGGAGCCUCCGCCGACCAUGCUCAACGGCGAUGCCAGCGCCUCGGCGGCCAGGAGCGUCGUGCGCAGCUCCAGCAUCAGCGGCGAGAUGUACAACCUGGAGCAGAGCGCCCGGGGCAGCGCCGACUCCGUCAGCAUCUCCUCCGUCAAGAAGAGGCGCUCCAGCCUCGGCGCCAAGAUGGUGGCGAUCGUGGGGCUCUCGCAGUGGAGCAGGAGCACUCUGCAGCUCAACCAGCCCGAGGGGGGUCCCAAAAAGCUGCGCAGCAACAUCCGGCGGAGCACGGAGACCGGCAUCGCCGUGGAGAUGAGGAGCCGGGUGACGCGGCAGGGCAGCCGCGAGUCCACCGACGGCAGCACCAACAGCAACAGCUCCGACGGCAUGUUCAUCUUCCCCACCACGCGCCUGGGAGCCGAGAGCCAGUUCAGCGACUUCCUCGACGGGCUGGGGCCGGCGCAGGUCGUGGGGCGGCAGACGCUGGCCACCCCGCCGAUGGGCGACGUCCACGUGGGCAUGGCUGACCGCAACGGGCAGCUGGAGGUGGAGGUGAUUCAGGCGAGGGGGCUCAUCCCGAAGCUGGGCUCCAAGUCCGUCCCGGCCACCUAUGUGAAAGUGUAUUUGCUGGAGAAUGGAGUCUGCCUGGCCAAAAAGAAGACCAAGGUGGUGAAGAAAACCUGUGACCCGCUGUACCAGCAGGCUCUGCUCUUCGAGGAGACCCCCCAGGGCAAAGUCCUGCAGGUGAUCGUGUGGGGUGAUUACGGCCGCAUGGACCACAAGUGCUUCAUGGGGAUGGCCCAGAUCGUCUUGGAGGAGCUCGAUCUCUCCAGCGUGGUCACAGGCUGGUAUAAACUCUUCCCCACGUCCUCGCUGGCGGACUCCAGCAUCGGACCGCUGACGCGCCGCCUCUCCCAGUCCUCCCUGGAGAGCUCCACGAGUCCCUCUUGCCCGUAGGCGGCAGGUUGGUGGGAGAGGCCGGGAGGGGAAAGGAGACAUCCAAACCUACCGAAACUGUUAGUGGAUAGCUGUAAAUAUCCAGCCCUUUUUUCCCCCUCCUUCCCCUCCCCUUUUUUUUUAAAUCUCCUUCCCGAAACCAACCUGCUCUCGACACGUCCCCCCGAGCGAGCGUCCCGGCGCGGAGGGGGGCGGUGGGAGAGGCAGCAAGGGCUGCGCGUUGCGGGGCGGAGGGCAGGGGAGGAGAAGCGGAGAGAGACUCGUGACACAGAACAAGCGACGCGAUCAACUGCCGACCCAUCCCGAGACUGUUAGAGCCCCUCGUCCCGUCACCCCGUCGGAAAAGAGCCGGAACGACGCGACGCUCUUCUCUCCCGACCGCCCGGCGGGAGCAUCGCGGUCUGAGUCAUUCAGCACCACUGCAAGGAGCAUGUCAGCGAGAUUUCUUUUCCUUCCAUUUCGUUUCCUUGCCUCUGAGGAAAAGGUAGCUUUCUAAGGAAAAAAAACUCAGAAAAAAAAAUCCAACUCAGCACUAUUUUUUUUAAAGGAAUGUAGCAUCUUCUCUUAUGUAGCUUGCCACGUGCUAACUCGACACCCUCACUGCAAUAUCUCCGAGACUCCGUAUUCACAGGAAACAUCUGCCCGUCACUUCCUGUUCGUUGGUUUUCUGGCACAAAUCCUGCGACACUGAGCAAGCAGUUCUGGUGACCAUUUUUCCUUCUUUUUUUAGUAGCAUGUAGCCUGUGACAAGUGACAUUGCCAAAGUGAGAGAGAGCAGAAAAAGGUGCACUUCAGCUACCCCAGGCUCAGCCUGGUCCCACCUUCGCGCUCCACCGCUGACAGUGGUCUUGUACGGCCCAGUCGAGACCCGACCAGACUGUGAAGCCUCGUGUAAAAACUCAAGUCAGGAAAAGGUGACACAGCGGAGCAGCCGUACUGUGACGAUGGUUGACCGUCUGCCUUCCAGUCCCUUCCUGCCUCGAUCGUCCUUGCGGGAGGUCUGAAAUGCUCUGCUCUCAGGACUUGAAUCUCAAGGAGGAAACAGGGUUUUGCCCGACAGAGCAGCAGUCCGCACCUUUCUCUAACUCUCGACUUGUUGGUAUGCUACAGGGGAACAUCUCAAGAGCAUCUUCUGCUGAUCUGGAAUUAGGGUGACUGAGGUAGAUUACAAAGGACUAGAUGCUUUGAAUUUCUUACCAGGAUGAGUGUUUUGGUUUUUUUGUUUGUAUGUUUUGUUUGUUUGUUUUUAAAGCAGCAUUCUGGUUCCCCAAAGGGACCAGUUCUUGUAGCAAAACCGAGAAUUGCGGAAGCUUUUUUUGAAGGUGCCUAAUGAAAUUUGCUGAAAAUACUCAGGGGAGACACCACUAGAAACUCUGGUUUCUUCAUAAAAUAUAAUUAACACAAUGACUGUCCUGAAGGAUCAGUUUCCAAAAGAGAAAUAAAAAAACACACCAAAAGACGAGCAGUCAUGAGACUGGAAGAGGACAAAAGGUUAAUGGGGAAUUUUUACCUACCAGAUGGCUCUGACCUUCAGUCUUUAAUACAAACCAACCAACAGCACAGUUGGGAUUUUUUAAAAAUGUUUAUUGGCAAAGAAGAGAAUUUCACAAUGCACAGAGCACAAAAAAACACCCUGUGGUUCUGCUGGUGAUACCAGGAAUGAUGAACCAGCUAGAACCUAUUGCCACAAAAACAAACCUGAAGGAAGAGACUGCUGAAACGAAGCCGUCCCCUCCACAGAAAGCAAGCUGGUGGUCCAGCAACAUUCUGCUGCUCGGUGGCUGUUUCACCUGACGCCACCACCAUGACCGCUCUGAUUUUACCAACAUCGUGUCAAGGAAUUUCAGCUGCUAUCACGUACUUUGGAUCUUCACCAAAUCAAAAUCACUGCAGGCCUCUGAGAAGAGAGCAGACUGGACGCUGCUGACCACGGAUGGAGAGGGGCCUGCUCUGAGGCCUCAGUGCCCAUCUCGUAAAGCGUUAGCCCCUUGUCGGCUUGAGCGGCGAGCGCUUGCUCAAGCGAUAUGCUCUGAUUUGCAAGCUCACGCUGAAUAGCAACUGACAGGACCAUGAGAUGGACUAACACAGUCUCACAUGGGUUGUUUGAGGAAGCAAACUCAGUGCCCCGACUACUGAAACAGGAAUAAAAACUGCUUUGAACAAAGGUCCUUCCAGAGCAUGAUGUGGUCAUAUGAGGUCAGUGAAGCCCGAACUACGCUUCUCUGCCCCAGCAUGCUGGAUUUUUGAAUAUAUGUGAGGGAAGGCAUCUUGAGAGAAAAAGUUUUUUGCUCCUUUGAACUAACAUCAUUUGCUUUUGCUUUAGCCACGCAACUUCAACAGAAAGAAGAAAAAUCUGCCUUUCCCUCCGUGGUGGAACAAUAACCAUGUCCAAGGGAAAACGGAACAGCAGUACGGGCAAAGCACAGGAGCUAUGCAGGUAUUUUCUGUACAAGGUUUGGACACAAGUGUCCUACCCCCUUCCCUUUCCACCGCAGAGCUUGCUGGCUCUAAAUUUCACCACUGAGCUUCAUAGCUUUAUUUCUGCCCCCUCUUGCAAGCAACAUAACACUUUGCUUGAGAUACAGCGCAGAAGCUCAUAAAGACCAACAGAAACACGGAGACAGCUGGGUACGUACGUGCCCCCACAGCACAGGAGCCUACGGUCCGGAAAAAGGCUCACUGGUUCUGCGCUAGCUGGAAAAACCUGCCCUCGCGGUCACGUGGAAAAUCCAGCGCCCAGACAAAAGAACUACAUCUGAAAGGCUUUCCCUGAUACUCCAGGGAAAACAGAAAACCCAAGUAUGUUGGCUUUUUUUAAUCAUCAAUAAACUGAUAACGCAUCAGAAGAUAACAGUGUAACUAAGGUCAGAACAAAACUGCACCCCGAUUCUCUGACAAUUUGUCCGCUUUGCUGCAAUGCAGUACAGCGAAAGAAAGCAUACGGGUUCACGGGAAUGAUUCUCCCUGCUUAUCGAGACAGACCGGCAAGGUGAAGCCACCAUGUCGAGGACUACAAAUGAUUGUCCCUUAUUCACUAGACAAACUGAAAUCUGUCAAAACUUUAACUUCUUCACUUCAAUGCUACGUGUCCAGUCCUCCCAGGGAGCCAGCGCUCACUUCUGUGGGGAAGCAGCUGGGCCUGGACCCACCUGACGCUUCUGUCUGGGAAAACUAAGAAAUGGCUAAAGACCGAAGUGCGUCAUGUUUACAUUGUGACUUCAGCUCCUUCUCGUUUUCGAAAUGCAUGAUACCACGCAUCAGACGUUUCCCUGCCUCAAACAAGGAAAGAGCAAAAGCCAAGACACCCAAUUGCUUUCGACAUACCAGAAAAACCACAGCUUCUGGACUCAAGGUUUUUUCUGGGGGAAUGUUUUAUUGCAAAGGGCACUUUUUAUGUACUCUAUGAUUUGCAGAAGUGGCUGCACUAACUAGGCAUUACGCAUUAGAUUGUUUCUUCUCUUUCCUCCUCCUUGAAUCCUUUCCAUCAGGAAAGUAAAUUCAGACCCGUUCCACUUUCCAGACAUUCUCCCCAGAAAGAAUUAUUAAUAUUAAACUGAAACAGCUUUGCAGUCCAUUUUAUAUCUAAUACCAAGGCCCAACAGGGAGUGUGCAGCAAGUAAUAUGAAGCACCUGCUUGAGACAUAAAAUAGCUUACGACAGCAGAGGGGCACGACUGACAGAGCAGCUUAUGCUAGUGUCAGAAUCGAGGCACCAGAAAUGAGUCACGGGGGUGGAUUUUGUCAAAAUUGCCCUGAAAUAAGAUUUAAAAGUCCCCUAAACUGCAAGCAAAAAGCCAGUCACGGCCAUACAAGAAAGCACAGAAAACACCACAUGAUUUCCAGGCACAGUCCUAAAUUAUCCCUGGGUUUUCUGCAAGCCAGAGAGGGCCUUUCUUUGCCAAAUUUUGAGUGACUGAAAUUUUCUAGGGCACCAGAAGCUGGCCCAGGCUUCUGGGCUCAACUGGAAAUUAACUCCCAUUUCAUCAGCUUCAUAGCACAUUGAAAGCAUGGGGAGAAGAUGCUUAGACAUAGUUGUUUCCAUGCUGCGAUUGAUUUAUGAAAAACAUAGUGACUAGCAGUGAGAUUACUGAACCCGUUACACGGUGCUGGAAAACGCCACAGAGCAUUGCCUCCGUGGCCACCUUUUCUGCAUCUUAACCCUUUUCUCUGGAAGAAGUUACAGACGUAGCACUCGAAGCAAGAGUGCUUUGAUUGCACAUGUUAGACCAGAAAUUCUUAAAGGAGUGGAACAGGAUCAUCUUUGCUGAUAGGCAAUUGUUUCUAUCCAACGUCUUACAAGACUGUUCUCAGCAGCAAAUAGACUUGAGAAGUCAAGCAUAUACUCAUAUAUGUUUGUACACCUCAGCGAGAGCGAGGAAUUCUAACACGUUUAUAUACCUUUGCCUGUUUAAGCAGGCUUUGAAAUACUCCACAGCAGCAUACAAUCAGAGGGUCUUGGUCUUCACUGAUACAAGGCCAUUUAUAAAAACAGCACUGGUGAUUUUUUUCAGGCAUAAACAGUCCGCCUUCUAUUUACUUCCAGUUGACUCAGACACUUCUUUGCAGACUGGUGACGUGAAAUACUUGGACAAUACACAUCUGUAAGCUUCCUUAAGGGUGUGCAUUUUGUUACUGAUUUGCAAAAUAACUGCAUUUUAAAGGUCAAGGAACAGUGUUCAGCCACCGUUCUUCUUGAUUGUUGAAUUCUAAGUCUAAAUGUGUUUUGCAUCACAGAUGGAAGAAGACAUUAAGAAAUUGCUCUGCUUUCCUGUAGCUUUUCAUGUCUCUAGAGGCAGAUGUGCAAAAUUACCGUUAGCUUUAAGUAAAAGCAAGGUUUGCAUCCUGUAAUAUGCCAAAGGCAUGGUGGCCUAUUCCAAUGUUUCUCUAGCAAAGCUGUUUCAACUGGAAGUCUUUCUUCUAUUUCAUGUUCACAAAGCAUAGGAAACUCCCUCAACCCUUAACCGGUUGUUAAAGGUGCAAGCUUAUGUGCUAAAAAGGAGGAUGAAAGGCUGCAGGAAAGACUUCCUAACGAAAAAGAACCAUCUGCAAAAAAGCAGGUUUUGGAAUUGGUGGGGUAAAGAUGUGCCAUGUGUAACACAAAUGAAGUUAUACAGAAGAAACCAAGUGACUAGAUGUGACAAUAACGCUUCGUCUAGUCAGUCACAUUAGCUGAGCUAGCCUAUAUUUUGGGAAGCCUUAGGCUUUAAGAGCAGACCUGGAAAAACAUACAGUAAAGGGCCUAAAUAUUUGUCUUGCUGCUUGAAUAACUGUCACACUGUUUUAACUGCCGAUCAUUUGCCUAGGGCACAGACACCAGAACCGAGCCUAGCCGCAUCUAGGACUCUGGGAGAAGGCAGCGCAGUUUGGCAACUGCCACUAAGACCAAGAGCUGGUGUGACCACUGUGCCUGUCUGGAGUGCCAAUUAUUGGUAUACGUAUAUAUAUAUAUAUUUUUAAGAGCCAGAGCUUAGUGCGCUCUAUCACAUUCAGGUUAUUUUUAUUUUUGUUGUAACUGUGCAAUGAAGAGCAAUUAUGCAGGGUGUGCGUUUACCACCUGCUCCCAUGCUGGCUCCAAGUCUAGCCUCUGCUUUGUUUAUCACUUGCACUAGCUAUUGAUUGCUGAACGAAAGGGUAAGAGAAGCGAGAAGCAGGAGAGCUUUCCUGGAGGGAGGGAUGACUCAGCUGGACCAUCAGCAUCCCUGCCUUUCAUCUCUCCUGUUAAAAAGCAUAGAGAUAAACAACUCGCCAAAAGGCCACCCCUUAGCUUGACACAGAAGGGUGUUUUUCUUUCUCUUUUUAAAUAAAGUCCUGCUCCCCUAACAAUCCUCCCUUCUCGCAAAGGGCCAGCAAUGAGGUGAAUGUCUCAGACAUGAAAAGCUGAGGACAGCACUGUUGCUGUUGGAAGGGGUAGGAGGUGCGUAUUAGGACUUAAAUUCUCACUAAAGGUUUAUGCCUUUAGUGCAGAUUAGAGGCCUCAGAAGUAUAGGAAAAGGGUGUCACUCCCAUGGGAAGAAAGGCGUUGUAUGUUGAUCUGACUUCCUAAAGGGAUCCGUGUCUGUAUAUAUCUGCUAGAUCCCAGUACUUCGCUUCGAGGUUCUCGCUGUAAGUGUUAGGACAAUGUUUAAUGUCAGGGAGGGCCCCUGGCUGUGGCAGCGCUCCCCUCCUCUGUACGCAAGCGGCCAGGCAGCCUGGCAGUGAACGCCUCUCGAAUGUUAGCACUUUGAAGUUGGUGGCCUUGUUUUCUUAAAAGGGCUUGAUCUUUUCAUGCAGUUAAAUAAUCUUCCCCAUCAUCUUGUCCUACUCCCCACCUCAAAAUUUAACUAGGAACAAGCAUCUGGACCAUUUAAAAUGUUGUCCAGCACUCAAGAAUCUGUCAUUAAUCUCAAGUUUAUACCUUGACUAUAAAAAACAAGCAAGCAUACACAUUUAGCUUGGGAACAACAUUUAGUGGAGUAGCAGCUCUAAGUCUGAAUUAAAUCUUGUCUUGAUCACUAACAGAAAAGAGCACCAGGAAAACAAACCAAACCAUAAGUGCACACACAGAAAGCUUUUUCAAAAAAACUUAAACAGAAUGGUUCAUCCUAAACUCAAGAUGUAUGUGAGGUGUCUUACCUAUACCUUAAACACCUUUAAACAUAGCCUACACCCUUCAAACUAUGUUAGCCCCCCAAAAAGGAGAAUGGUUAGUAGUAUGUACAGGCCAAGGAGACUUACACAGGGAGGUCCAAGAGCAGAAAAGGUACAAGGCAGUGAGAACUGCCAUGGCAGUGAAACAGCUCCGCAGCGAGCUGAUCAGUUCUAACCACAGCCUUUCUUCUACAGGUAGCUGCUUCAGACAGCUGCCUAAGACUGUCUUGACAGGGGUGCAGCACAUGAAAGCAACGCAACCUUGUAAGUAUAAGGAGGUCUGUGCAGCUUCACAUCAAUACUUUUAAAGUACCUAACAAGUAGCAUUGAAAGAGAAACCUCUUUAAAGAAUCACCUGAACUGAGAGUCAGAUUUUCAGAACUCCAUUAGCCAUAAAUUAACCACUGCUGCAAGUUCAGCUUUAAGUCUCAAAAAAGUAACAAGCAUCUCACCACUUAAUGGCAAACAUCAACCUGAUGUCUGUGUACAUCCAUUACCUAAGAAGAAAAGAACAGUUAGAACUUGUAAAGAACUGACACAUCUACACUGGGUAGCUUUUUACUUCUGGAAGUGAAGAUAUAACUAAAUUAUUGAACAAAAUUGGCUGCCUUCAGUAGUCUGCUCAUUUUAUAUCUUGUAAUAAACUUCCCUUUGAUGACAGAUUCAUAAAUUUAACAACUCCACCUUAAAAUAAAUGCCACAGAGGGGUGAACUCAGAAGUUCUUUAAACCCCAGUUCCAUUGUUCAAGAUAAGGGGAUGGGCUUGUGAUGGAUACUUGAGAAUGGUAAUAGAUUUUAAAAAGCAAAUGGCAAUUUUAUACCUGUCUUAUGUAAUGUUUUAUAUGUGUGUGGUCUUUCUUAAUGUAAAACUCUUGUAUUUUUGUGGUUUAUAUGCAGCAGGACUGAUGGCUGUGAAGGUGCACGCUAUUUUGUAAAAUAUUCUUAGCCAGUUUUCCCAAGGAAGGGAAAAAAGUAUUCACAUUUCCAUUGGCUUGUACCUGCAUGUACAGUACUGGGGCAGCAAGUGAAGAUGAUUAAAGCCAGCUUGAAAACUUU